Gopherus evgoodei (Goodes thornscrub tortoise) is the source of this 3735-nucleotide messenger RNA. Its product is annotated as erythroblast NAD(P)(+)--arginine ADP-ribosyltransferase-like. Bases 124 to 1092 code for a protein of 322 amino acids. Lineage: Eukaryota; Metazoa; Chordata; Testudines; Testudinidae. The transcript has 6 exons. Gene Ontology annotation, molecular function: NAD+ poly-ADP-ribosyltransferase activity; NAD+-protein-arginine ADP-ribosyltransferase activity. The record is from RefSeq and is a predicted model, not a curated record.
AGGAGCUGGGGGAAGCAGAGACGCCCCAAUUAUUCCCCGCCUGCUUCUGGGGCAAGGAGAACCCAGGGGACUGUGAUCCCAGGGAGCGACUGCAGCUCGUGUGGUCGCACCUGAGCAGGGGUGAUGUGGAUGGCGAAGAUGGAGCGUCUCAGACUAGUUUUGGUCCUGCUGCUGGCUGGGAUCUUUGUGGAAAGCCCUCAGGUCCAGUGUUUCUCCCUCUGCAAGAGAGACCUCUUCUCUGUCAGAGAGUCACCGCUGGACAUGGCCCUCAGCUCCUUCGAUGACCAGUACAAGGACUGCGUCAGCAUGAUGGAGGCCGAGCUGGGGGAGCUGAACCUCACCGAGUUGGCCAACAACAGGAACUACGCCGAGACCUGGCUGGAGGCAGCCUCCAGCUGGAAAGAGAUGAAGGACAAGAGCUACAUGCCACGGAACUUCAAGCCCGAGUACGCCAUCGCCAUCUUGGCCUACACCAGCCAGGGCCCCCUGUACAAGCAGCCCCUGCACCAGGAGUUCAACGCAGCUGUGAGAGAGGCAGGCCGCACUCGGGACUUUUACCUCAACAACUUCAACUUCAAGACCCUGCACUUCCUCCUGACCAGAGCCCUUCACGUCCUAAAGGCCUCCGAGCCCACCAAGUGCCACCAGGUGUACCGCGGAGUCCGGGGCAUCCGCUUCAAAGCCGAGAGUCGCAAACCCGUCCGGUUCGGCCACUUCACGUCCACGUCCCUGAAGAACGAGAGUGCCCUGCAUUUUGGGCAGGACACAUUCUUCUCCAUAAAGACCUGCCAUGGGGUCAUCAUCAAAAACUUCUCCUUCUUCCCCGGUGAGAACGAAGUGCUGAUCCCCCCCUUCGAGAUAUUCAAGGUCACCAACUUCUCCAGGGCUCAGGACAGAACCUUCAUCCAGCUCCUGUCCCUGGACAGCUACAGCAACUACAACUGCGAGUAUGUGAAAGAGAAAAGAUGCAAGACCCGGAGAUGCGUUUUCAGCUCCGGAAUGAGCAGUUUCUCCUUCGGCAUACAGUGCCUGUACCUCCUCGGUGGAGUUCUUCUGGCGUCAAGUGCUUUGGGAACGCCUGACUUCCUUUGACGUCCUACUCAGCAUGCUCGCUUUCUCCCUGAGCUAUCAUUAAAACUGUAAAAAUUGCUUUGAGGAAAAAGGACACGGAGAAGAAAGAAACUCUGGAGCCCAUCUGCUGGUGUCUUAGGCCAGAAGAGACCAUUGUGAUCAUCUGCCCUGACCUCCUGCUUCGUGCAGGCCCUAGAACUGCCUGGGAUUAAUCUCUGUUUGAACUAGAGUAGAUCUUUGAGAAAAAAAUCCCAUCUUGAUUGAAAUGUGGCAAGUGAUGGAGAUACACCCUGAUCCUUGCUAAAUUGUUCCAGUGGUCAGUUACCUUCAGCGUUAAAAAUUUCUAUUUAGUCUCUAGUCCCAAUUUAACCUUCAACGAAUCUUGUCUGACCUUUGCCUGCUAACUUUAAGAGCCCUCUUAUCAAGUUCCCGUUCCCUAUUAUAAGUGCCGAUAGAAGGCAAUCAUGUCACUCCAUAACCUUCUCCUUGUUAAGAAACUGAGAUCAUCGAGUUCCUGGGUCAGCCUUGCGCUGGUCCCCAGAGAAAGUUCUGUCUCCUGCACAAUGAGCUUUACCCGUGCUGUCGAGAGUCCCAUUGUGCCAGGGAAAUGCAGUUGCUGGAACUUUAGGGUCUGAGAGUCCCCGGCCACUGAAUAUCUUGCAGCUGAGGUCCAAGACCUUGAACUUGACUUGAUGUUCUCUGGAAAGCCAGUGUGGAGCGCGGAGAACAGGUCUGAUGCACUCGCAGUAGCCUGUGUUGCUGAGGAGACUCUCUGCAGCCUUCGGUAGCAGGUGGAGUUUUGUAAGCAGUGAAGGCAUCAUGCUCAGGUAUACUGCAUUGCUACAGUCCAGACAGGAGUGAUUAAGGCCUAUAUAAUUGUGGCCAGGUCAUCAUCCACCAGGAUGGGAGGUAGUCUCCUAGUCAACCGGAGAUGGUAGAAAGCAUUAGUCACAGACGCUGCUAUGAGAGAGCUCAGCAUCAGCAAGGCAUUCAAGAGGCCUCCUAGACUAAGGACUGAAUUGCCCUAUUGUGGGUGUGAACCUUCAGUCAAAGGAGGCUGCACCAUGAAUGCUGACUCUUCAAAAUGCUUUGCUCUGCCCACCAGCAUCACCUCUGUCUUGCUUGGGUUCAGCUUCAGCCAGCUGUUCCAUCCAAGUACCGAGCCAUCUUGGUGGUAGUGAUGUGGUCGUACGGGAAGGAGAGGAGGAGCUUGGUAUUGCUGUCAUUUGAGUCCAUAUUGUACGUUCAGUUCGCAUAGAGGCUGCAAGGAGAUGUUGAAAAGUCCCCGAGAGAGAACUGAUCUUGUGGGACUCCUCCAGGGAGGGAUCCAGUGCUGGAGGUGCAGUUUCUCAUCACCACUAAUUGGGUGUGUCCCUCCAAGAAGGAUUCAGACCUUUUUAGUGCAUCCCUCUGGACUCUUGCUGCCUCUUAGGUGAGACAGAAGUAUCUCAUUGCCAACAGUGUCAAAUAAUGCCAAGAGGUCCAGGAGACUGCACAUAGAUGUCUGCCCUCCAUCCAUUGACAAGAGGAUAUCGUCCAUCCCAUUUAGCAGCAGGGGGAGUGAAUAGCAGUUGAUAGAAAUGGUAAGUUAUAAAGUAUAGAAAAUGGAUAAGGGAAGCAAAAGACACCAGCAAUAAAUCCAUGGCUAGCAGGGCUAAGGGAAAUAAGAUGAUUUUUAAGUAUAUUAGAAACAAAGGAAGUCCUAAGAUUGGUAUAGGCCUUUACUAGAUGGAGAUUGUAACACUUUUAAUAAUGAUGCAGAAGGGCCAAAAUGUUCAAUAAACCUUUCUGUGCUGUAUUUGCAAAGAAGCAGGAUGAUGCACUCAUGAACAUGAACUUCUUUCCAGUUCACUGGUAGCUAUGGAAGAUGGUAACCAAUACUUACUAGGGAUCAAUAUUUUUUAAUCAGCAGCCCCAGAUAUCUCACACCCAAAGAGUCCUAAAAGAGUUGGCUGAGGAGAUUUCUGCCCUGCCGAUGUUAAUUUUUAAUAAACAUUAGAACCCCAGGGAUAUCCCAGAAGACUGAUAGAGUGCUAAGGUUAUGUCAGUAUUCAAAAAGAGAUGGAUUGGAUAUGAAAUACCUGUUAGCUUGUCAUCAGUCCUGGGUGUAAUAAUGAAAAAGUGGACAGGGGAUUUAGUCAAUAAAGAAUUAGAGGGUGUGGCUACAAUUCAUGCCUUUUUAAGCAAUAAAAAAUUUGGUUGAUAAAGAGAACUGGAGAGAUGAAGUAGAUUUAGACCAUUGCAAGUUGUUUGACCUAGUACCACAUGACAUUCAGAUUAACAAACUAGUGCUAGACAGUAUCAGUAGAGCACUCAUCAAAUGGAGUGAGAACUGGCUAACUGAUAGAUCUCAGAUAGGAGAUGUCCAUGGGAAAUCAUCAUCCAAUGGGUUUUUUCUGACUGGUUCACAAAGGUCCUUAAGCACCUAACUCCCACUGAUUUGGGCCUCUAGGGGUCUGGCUGAUGGGCUGGAGAGAGGGGCCUUUUUCCAUGUUGGACUGUCAGCUUUGAGCCCUUUCCCAGAACGAGGUGUGUAGGACCAAUCAGUGCUUUCUCAUGAGAGACAUAAGAACAUAUAUAAAAAUGGCCUUGCUGGGUCAGAGCAAAGGUCAAGCUAACCCAUUAUCCUGUCUUCUGACAGUGGCCAAUGCCAGGUGUCCCUGA